Giardia duodenalis is the source of this 1248-nucleotide messenger RNA. Its product is annotated as Recombination factor protein RarA. Gene Ontology annotation, cellular component: nucleus. The record is from RefSeq and is a predicted model, not a curated record. The coding region runs from base 1 to 1248 and encodes 415 amino acids. Gene Ontology annotation, molecular function: single-stranded DNA helicase activity; ATP hydrolysis activity; ATP binding. Lineage: Eukaryota; Fornicata; Diplomonadida; Hexamitidae. The transcript has a single exon. Gene Ontology annotation, biological process: regulation of DNA repair; DNA-templated DNA replication.
AUGUGUCUAUCCAUGCGGCUCAGGCCGACUACUAUCGACGAGAUUAUUGGCAACCAUCACAUCCUGUCUUUAACGGACGGGGUCAUCAGUCGCAUAUAUGAGCAAUCACGGACAACCCACGUCCUUCAGUCCAUUAUUAUAACCGGCCCACCGGGAACUGGCAAGACAAGCUUUGCGCGAUUAUACGCUAAGUCCUUCGACCCAUCCUAUAGACUGAUAGAGUUUAAACCUGGGCAGGCCACCGUUGCAGAGCUAAAUAAGGUCACGGAAAGAAUAUACACCGAUCGGGCCAACAGCUUAACAAGUGCGCGUGUUUGCCUUUUUGUCGACGAGGCUCAUAGGUGUACAAAGGCACAGCAAGACAGACUUUUGUCAGCCGUUGAAGAGGGCGUGCUGACGCUUAUCCUAGCAACAACAUCGUCUCCGUAUACGGCAAUAAUCGAGGGGCUACGCUCCCGUUGCUUUCUUCUAUCAUUUAACGCGCUUACCUCAAAGGAUAUCCUUCAGAUCUGCGUUCGAGGCCUGAAUAGCAUGCUUGACAAACUUGACACUUCUGUUCCCCUUGACAUUUGCGUGGAGCCCUCGGCGAUAGCCAAGAUUGUUGUUGCUGCCCGCGGAGAUGGGAGAAAGGCUCUUUCUCUGCUGGAGCUGUCUGUCACAGGUGGACGAAUCACUGAACAAGGUGUAGCUCUACUCCUAUCAGGAGGUGCCCACGGAGAUGCAAUCAUGCACUGUACACUUAACCAAGAACAAGUCAAGUAUGAGGGAGUGUCGGGAAUGAUUAAAGCUAUUCGUGCAUCGGAUCCUCAGGGAGCAAUCUUCUAUCUGGCAUUCCUGUUGCGCACUGCUGUUGACCCUCUCUACAUAGCUCGGCGGUUAAUUAUCUCGGCGUCAGAAGAUAUAGGCCUCGCUGAUUCACAGGCUCUAUCUGUAGCUGUGUCGUGCUAUCGAGCAACUGAAGUCAUCGGUCUUCCAGAAGCUCACUAUGCUCUGGCCCAGACAGCUCUCUACCUUUCUCUAGCUCCAAAAAGCAACUCUGCCGGUACAGCUCUUAACAACGCAUUUGCAGCUAUCGAUAGCGCUACUCCAACAGAUUGCUUGCCCCCAGAAGGCUACAAAAGUGCCUCUGCAGGCGCCAAUUACGUUUAUCCGCACAAUUAUGGUGGCUAUGUUUUGGAGAGCACCCUCCCUGAAAGUCUCCGGGGGCAAAUUUUCUAUUCAGAGGCAUCAGUUCACAAGCCGCCGUAA